Naumovozyma dairenensis CBS 421 is the source of this 1965-nucleotide messenger RNA. It is a transcript of the gene ECM38, whose product is annotated as gamma-glutamyltransferase. Gene Ontology annotation, biological process: glutathione catabolic process. The record is from RefSeq and is a predicted model, not a curated record. Lineage: Eukaryota; Fungi; Ascomycota; Saccharomycetes; Saccharomycetales; Saccharomycetaceae. Bases 1 to 1965 code for a protein of 654 amino acids. Gene Ontology annotation, molecular function: glutathione gamma-glutamate hydrolase. The transcript has a single exon. Gene Ontology annotation, cellular component: plasma membrane; fungal-type vacuole.
AUGCAGAUAUCGCUACUAUUAACUAUAAUAUAUUCCUUUUUAUCGUUAACUAUAACACAUGCACGCUUCAUAGAUCAAACAGUAUUCUCUCCUCAACUCCAACACCAAAACCAAGCUCAAAAUCAAGCAUCAUGGCCUCCAGUAAAAGAUGGUAAAUUACCAAUACACAACAUAGACAUAGACCUCUUAUCACGACAACCAUCAUUAUCACCAAACAUAUCAUUAUUGAAAAAGGGUGAUAACAUGGCAAUAAGUUCUGAUUUGGAGAUAUGUAAUAAUUUAACAAUGAAUGAAAUAUUAUUGAAAUUCCCAAAUUCAACAGCUAUAGAUGCAUCCAUUACUCAAACAUUAUGUAUAGGAAUGAUUAAUUUCUUUAAUAGUGGGAUAGGUGGUGGUGGAUAUGCUACCAUAUUCAACAGACAUCAUAACGAUCCUGAUACUACUGAUGUUAAAGACAAAUACGAACACGAAGGUAUAACGAUAGAUUUUAGAGAAAUGGCCCCCAUGAAAGCGGAAAAAUCAAUGUUUAAAGAUAAACCAGAUUGGGCUUCUAAAAUAGGUGGGGUUUCUAUCGCUAUACCGGGUGAAUUAAUGGGUCUUUGGGAAUUAUAUGAUCAAUUUGGUAGUGGAUCCAUUAAAUGGUCCCAAUUAUUGGAACCAAUAAUCAAACUGGGGAAUCAAGGUUGGGAAGUAGAUGAAGUAUUGGCUAUGACAUUAUCUAUGUAUGAACCCAUUUUCUUGGCAAUGCCAGAAGAUUGGUCCUUCGUUUUGAAUUCAACAAAGAAUGGAGUCUUGAAACAAGGGGAUAUUAUUAAGAGACCUAAUUUAGCAAAUACAUUAAAUAUCUUGGCAAAAAAUGAAUCAGUGGCACCAUUUUACGAUCCAAAUCACCCUUUGGUCAAAUCAAUGGUUGGUAAGAUUAACCAAUAUGAUGGGAUUUUCCAAACUAAUGAUUUCACAAAUUAUAAUGUUAACAUUGAAAAACCUUUAAUGGGAAAGAUUAGGAAAGGUGAAAGACAUAUACCUGAAAAUGAUUUAACUGUAUUGACAAGUUCUGGAUCAAGUUCAGGUGCAGCAUUGUUAUCCGCUUUAUCAAUAAUGGAUAAUUUUGAUACUGUCGAAGGUGGAGAUUAUCAAGAUCAAACAACAUUCCAAUUAAUUGAAACUAUGAAAUGGAUGGCAAGUGCAAGAACUAGAUUGGGCGAUUUUUCAUCAUCAGUGGAUUCACCUGACAUUCAUGAAAAUAUUCAAACUAUUUUGAAUUCAAAAUGGAUUAAUAAUGCAACAGAAUCAAUUUGUAAAAAUUCUUUUCCAUCUCCAAAAACAAUGGAAAAUUUUACAAUGUAUAAUCCAUUAUAUCAAUUGAAUGAUCCACAUGGGACAGCUCAUUUCAGUAUAAUUGAUCAGAAUAAUAAUGCUGUCUCUUUAACAACGACAAUCAAUUUAUUAUUUGGCUCAUUAAUUCAUGAUCCAAUUACAGGCGUAAUAUUUAAUAAUGAAAUGGAUGAUUUUUCUCAGCCAAAUGGUCCUUCAAAUAGUUUUGAUUUAACUCCAUCCAUUUUUAAUUUCCCUGAACCAGGUAAAAGACCUCUAUCAUCCGCUGCUCCAACAAUUAUAUUAAAUGAACUAGGUAAACCAGAUUUUGUUGUGGGAGCUUCAGGUGGUUCAAGAAUAACAACAAGUAUAUUACAAGCAAUAAUAAGAACUUACUGGUAUAAAAUGCCUUUAUUAGAAACAAUAGCUUAUCCAAGAAUUCAUCAUCAAUUAUUACCUGAUCAAUUAGAAGUGGAAAAUAUUACAAUGAUUGGUAAAGAAACUGUUAAUAAUUUGAAAAAUAUGGGGUAUACAAUUAUUGAAUCCUUCCCAAAAAGUUGUAUUAAUGCUAUCAAGAAAAAUACAAAAAGUUUGGAAUGGUUUGCCGUUAGCGAUUUCUGGAGAAAAAGAGGAGUUUCUUGCGUAAAUUGA